This is a messenger RNA of Knipowitschia caucasica, 285 nucleotides long. The record is from the annotation of a GenBank genome assembly. NCBI's taxonomy places the organism in Eukaryota, Metazoa, Chordata, Actinopteri, Gobiiformes, Gobiidae.
AUGACUGUUAAGGAAAAGCUACUACAAGAGCAAAAGACCCCUGGAGAAGUUUACCAGUCCACCCUCAUACCUGUGGUCACUCCAGUCAUGGAGAUUUACUAUGGCCCCGCAGACUCGCCUCCACCUGUCCGCACCUCCUGCCCUCCACAAAGAGAGAGUUUCCACAGGAGCAGACCCUCUUGUGCCCACCAGCCCACCUCUGCCUGGUUUCUGAUCAUCAACCCCUUCUGCAGACAUCAACAGCACUUCCUUGCUCAAACGGCUAAUACUAGUGUUCGCAGCUGA